ACGUGAUCGUUGUUUGUUACUUUAAAUAGCAACGUAAUAUGUGUAUAUAGUAUGUGGGAAAACCCUGUUUUGACAAUUCAGAGGCCGUUUUGACACGUACGAGGAAGUGUACUACAAAAUGUGACGAGAUAUAUAUGCAAGAGAUACAGCCGAAUAACAUUGUGUCAGCGAAUUACUGCUAACAUCUGACUAUCAUGACGACAGUAGCAAGUCAAAAUAACAUACUAUUGGGACAAGAAAAUACUACCAAAUUAUCUGCUCAGGACCUUGUAAAGGAACUUCAGACUAUUCGCAAUGUGUUGGAGAAAGCAGAGAACACCAACGGGAAAGUCCUCAAACAAAUUCAGAGCAGGGCCAAGGAAUGGUCUAUGUUUGAAGAAACCUCACCGACAAUUGCAGACAUGAGGUCAAAAGCCAGGCGAUUGGGAGAGGUGAUGGACGGAGGAGACACACGUUUAAACGAACUAGAAAAAAUGGUUAACGUAGUAUGUUGUAAAGUUGAUGAUGUCAUCAACGUAAUUCAUAAGGCCGAGAAAGUAGAAGAGCAUAGAAAUGAAGGUCAGGGACAGAUAACAGCGGGAUCGAAAGACAUUGAAAGAAGUGGAAAAACAAGAGACGAAAUAAUCCACAGUGGUCCUGAUAUAAAAGUGAAACGUUUGACUACUGCGCAACCUGUACAUGUUCAACAGCCAAUGAACACUGAAAGAAAAGUCAAGAGCGGGGCUCGAAAGGAACAGACGCCAGAUCCUGUGGAUGACUUACCAUCAAUUGUGUGCACUUCCGGGUUUAAGAGGCGCCUGACAGUAGAUAGCUCCGACAAUAGACUUAAGACUGACAAGAUCGCGAAACAGAAACAGAUGGAAAGCAAGCGACCGAAUAUAGCAGGGGCCAAAUCUGAUUUAGACCCAGCCUAUGUGAACAUCAAGAAUACUUCUGUCCGUAUUAAAGAGCAGGAUGCUCGAUUCGAGGCAGAUUUCAAGAACAUGCCCGGUUUAAGUCCGGACAUCCUGGACGGACAGGGUAGCGACACUAUGCUGGCAGGCUUGGUAUGGCAACAGUGGCAUUCAUACGCAGAAAAGGAAAAAAACAAAGAUUCCCAACGCCAUAUUGUUCGUGCUAAAGGCCCGGAUGUUGUCCUGUGUUUAGACACUUCUCAGAGCAUGGAAGGAGCGCCGUUUGAGGAAAUGAUGUCAUUUGCAAUGAAAUACGUCGAAGGGGUUGAGCAGUGGGCAAGUAUGAUUGAUUUACACGAGAAUAUAUCCGUCACUACUUUCGGAUAUAUUACCAAAGUCUGGCAUCACUUGACGUCUGAUUACGAUGCUGUUAAAGCAACACUACGAAAAAUCUGGUCCCUCAUUCCAAGGGGUCGAAGUCCAAUAGCUGGCGGCUUACUUGUGGCCCUUGCUGGUUGUCUGGGCAAUGCUGAUGGAAUUAUCGUGGGGAAUAUCCCAGUUUUGGCACGAAUCAUCCUGGUGUCUGACGGUAAGGGUACGCCUGACCAUAUAAAGACAGGACCAGAGCUCGUGAGGACACAGGAUGAAGACAUGCGCUCUAGCUUACGGGUAGACGGGAAUCUUCAACACGUGUCAAAGAAUUUGAAAAAACGAAAAAACAUGGUGUGUUGCGUACCAGUAGGAAAUGCAAACACGAAAACUUUGGAAGAGAUUUCGAAAAUAACUGGAGGAAAAGUGUUUGGACCCUCAAAACGUGACCGAUUGGUGAAAUGGUCCAGACUGACAAUCCUAGCCGCCGAUAUGUGUAAGAAAUCUAUGGAUUUAACUGAAGGCAAGAGUCCCGGGGAGAUACAUUCGGUACUUCAGCUUUCCAUGGGCAUGCAUAUGCUCUCAGAAUCAGAGGAGGACAAGGUACACUAUUCACUUUGGGCCAACAGUAUGUUUGGAGGCUACAAUAUAACAUAUAUUGGCCUGAUACAGGUGAUUGAUAGAAUCUUCCCCUACCUGGAAGGCGUGAAGAAUAAAUCACCCCGGGAGUUGGAGAUUUCUCUGUUACACCCUUUAGCAAACCAUCUAGUACGAGUUACAGAGGACACGACAGACGAGCACCUGACAUCGGAACAUGACCCUGAUCUCCCGCCCCUAGGGUCACGGGUACGACGAGGUCCAGGCUGGCACUACCCUGACCACCAGGACGACAACAGACCGGGAACAGUCUGUAGUCACGGCAAAUCUGGCAUGGUUUGGGUGGAAUGGGACAACUCCCACAGAAACUGCUACAAUUACAAAGACGGAGCUCACGAAGUCGUGACUGUGACGGAAAAGAGAGUGCUGAAAAGGGACGAAAUCAUUGCCCCAGGGUGUUAUGUGAAGAGAGGUGAUAACUGGAGUAAAGGUGAUGAAGAUGGAGGACCGGGAACAAUGGGCGUGGUCACCAGAGUACACCAACACGGGACCGUCAUUGUUCGAUGGCCAAACAAAGCAUACAAAGAGUACAAGUUUGGAUCGGAAGGAUUGUUUGAAGUGCAAGUCUGCACGGACGAUUCCCGUACUACCCACACACAGGACCAGGGACCAAAUAAUUAUGUGGCACCAGCCGGAGAGGGGCUCAGAAUAGAAUCAUUUCUCCCCCCUCCGAAAUGAAAAAUAGUACCAUAGUGACGUAGAAUGGGCGGAGACGUUGUAGCAACUGCUUUCAAUAAAACGAAAUGAUGCAGUAGAUGGGAAGCGCAAGAAUGAGAGGGACUGGGAAUAGAACAUUCCUUCCGCCUCCUAAAUGAACAUAUACACGGUACCAUACUGACAUAGGUCUACAUUUAGACUGCUGAACUCGAGUCCAAAAUGAUGUAUUAGAUGGGAAGACUGAGAGGGACUCUGAACAGAAUCAUUCUUAUUCCAUUGAAACUUAAAGAGCUCUCUUCAUUUUUGACCAAAAUAAACAUUCUUGUUGAUCAGUCAUGUAUAUGUUUGUACAGACCGUAAAACAUUUCAUUAGACAAUUACAAUAAAGCAUACUUAUAUCAGCCAACAAGCAACAUAAUGUUGUACAAUGAGGAAUAAAAGGAUAAGGGCAAAGAUAGAAGGAAAAGAACAUCAGAUAAUAGCCAUGAUAUUUUUUGAAAAAUUCUUUCUUAUAAUGAAAUUCCUUUUGGUUAGUGUACGACACCUCCAUUGAUUGUUCAUUUCCAAUGUAGAAUAAUUAGCAAUAAAGGUAUGAAGUGCAGUUAUUUAUACAUUGGUUUUUUUUCGUAGCAACAGUUUAACAGUUUUCAUUAGCAAAGAUGUAAAUAGCGUAUUGAUUGAAUAGCAGGCAAGUUUUAAUAAUUUCUUUCGCAAGUAGCCUGAAAACAUGCACCCAUAAUAUGGAUUAAAACUUCGAGAUGCAAAUGGAUACAGUAUAUGGUUUUCCAGUUAUAAUUUUAGGAGUCUAACCUUUUAAUUUGGGAAAAAGAAUUGCUUAAAAUUCUGAAGAGAAUUUUUUUUUAAUUAUUUCUAUUGAUAAUAUUAACUUCGAACUUGUUCUGCCAUAAAAGUUACAGAAAGUGUAGAUUUAUAUAAUAUGUUUGUAGAGAAUAGAGCAAACAAGAGUUUCUACGCAAGAAUUUACAUGUAGUUAAAUUAACAUCACGUUCUUGUUCCCAGGUCAUCAGAUGAAAGUUCAAGGUUACAUACUGAUUGAAAUUUGUACUUCCAAAAAACUUGAAUGCAUAGCGGAUUAAGGAAAUGGAACCAAAGACUGACCGGAUAAGGGCACAUGUUACAAGAUUAACUGUUCCGGGGGUCAUUUCAUACUCUGUUCUAUGGGAUUAUGUCUGUAAGAUGGCUAUAUUUCAACAGCAAUGCACCAGAUGGCGGUAACACAACACUUUCCUCUUGUGUCUACAUUUCUGUAAUACUCUGUCGUCCCUUUAUUUCCUCCUGUAAUUCUGCCUUGUCAAGAUCUAUUGAAUUAGGACUUUUUCAAUAGAAUUAGUCAAAUUUAGGAAAGCUUAAUGACAACUAUUAUAGUAACAUUUAGCUAGUCUAAUGUCUCAUCUGGAGUCCAUCAUGUAAGAUUGUCCAUGAUUUUGAAAAAGAAGUCAUUUACAGAAUCAACAGACAACCAGUAUCAUAUUACUAGUCUGACGCAAAGGGACAUAAUGAUUCGAUAGAGUGGGAAGAUUUGGACCUAUGUAUCUGACGCACAGGGACAUAAUAAUUCGAUAGAGUGGGAAGGUUUGGACCUAUGUAUCUGACGCACAGGGACAUAAUAAUUCGAUAGAGUGGGAAGGUUUGGACCUAUGUAUCUGACGCACAGGGACAUAAUAAUUCGAUAGAGUGGGAAGGUUUGGACCUAUGUAUCUGACGCACAGGGACAUAAUAAUUCGAUAGAGUGGGAAGGUUUGGACCUAUGUAUCUGACGCACAGGGACAUAAUAAUUCGAUAGAGUGGGAAGGUUUGGACCUAUGUAUCUGACGCACAGGGACAUAAUAAUUCGAUAGAGUGGGAAGGUUUGGACCUAUGUAUCUGACGCACAGGGACAUAAUAAUUCGAUAGAGUGGGAAGGUUUGGACCUAUGUAUCUGACGCACAGGGACAUAAUAAUUCGAUAGAGUGGGAAGGUUUGGACCUAUGUAUCUGACGCACAGGGACAUAAUAGUUCGAUAGAGUGGGAAGGUUUGGACCUAUGUAUCUGACGCACAGGGACAUAAUAAUUCGAUAGAGUGGGAAGAUGUUGACCUAUGUAUCUGACGCACAGGGACAUAAUAAUUCGAUAGAGUGGGAAGGUUUGGACCUAUGUAUCUGACGCACAGGGACAUAAUAGUUCGAUAGAGUGGGAAGGUUUGGACCUAUGUAUCUGACGCACAGGGACAUAAUAAUUCGAUAGAGUGGGAAGAUGUUGACCUAUGUAUCUGACUCACAGGGACCUGAUAAUUUGUUAGAUUAGGAAUAACUAUCCCUUUCAAUUAGAAAGUAUUGACAUAUCUGAACAAGACGUAAUCGACCAACUUGAACUACUAAAUGAUAAUAAACCAGCAGGGCCUGAUGGAAUUAUACCCAAAGUAAUUAAAAAACUAACACCCUCAAUAUCAUAUCCACUAACAUUACUAUUUAACAAAACGAUAGAACUUGGACAUAUCCCUGCUUCAUGGAAACUUGCUAAUGUUAAUGCUAUAUAUAAGGGAAAGGGGUCCCAAAAUGAUGCCAGUAAUUAUAGGCCAAUCUCAAUUACAUCUUGCUUUAGUAAAAUUAUUGAAAAAAUCAUCUUUAAGUACCUGUAUAACUAUCUUGUAGCAGCUGAAACUAUUUCUGAGCACCAGUCAGGCUUCCUGCCUGGUGACUCAACUGUGAAUCAAUUAUUAUCUAUAUAUCACACUAUUAUAAAUAAUUUAGAUAAAGGUAAAGAGGUAAGAUUUGUCUUCUGUGAUGUAAGUAAAGCCUUUGAUAGGGUUUGGCAUGACGGUUUAAUAUAUAAAUUAGAAACUUAUGGAAUUAAAGGAAAAUUACUGGCAUGGUUUAAGAACUACUUGUCCGAGAGAAAACAAAGGGUUAUUACAGAAGGACACCAGUCAACUUUUAAAUGUAUCAGUGCAGGAGUGCCUCAGGGAUCUGUCCUUGGUCCAUUUCUCUUCCUUCUCUAUAUAAAUGACAUCACUAAUAUAGUUACUAGUAACAUUAAACUUUUUGCAGAUGAUACCUCCCUCUAUAUUAUUGUUGAUGAUAAUCCCAUUCAAGCAGCACAAAAUCUCACUAAUGACUUGCAGAAUAUAUGUUCUUGGGCUAAAUCUUGGGAUAUAAAAUUUAAUGCAUCCAAAACUAAAACUAUGAUCUUCACACGGAAAAAAGAAACUAAUCACCCUCCAAUCUUCUUCUCUAAUCAACCACUAUCCGACAGUACUAACCAUAAACAUUUAGGUCUUACUUUUAAUGAAGAUGGUAAAUGGGGUCAACAUAUCCAAAAUAUUUAUGAUACAGCAUAUAAAAGAAUUAAUAUAUUAAGAAGUCUUAAAACCUCACUUGAUAGAAGUACACUUAACACUAUGUAUAUAUCUUAUAUUAGACCAAUUUUAGAAUAUGCUAAUGUAGUUUGGGA
Molecule: messenger RNA, 6026 nt
Organism: Mizuhopecten yessoensis (Yesso scallop)
Lineage: Eukaryota; Metazoa; Mollusca; Bivalvia; Pectinida; Pectinidae
Exons: 20
Coding region: 195-2597 (800 amino acids)
Biological process (GO): protein ubiquitination
Molecular function (GO): metal ion binding; ubiquitin-protein transferase activity
Source: RefSeq, a predicted model, not a curated record